AAUGGGAGGGGCGUCUUUAAACCACGCCUAAUCUUGCGUGGCUACAGUGCUAAUGCUAAGGCUUUGUCCUGUAGUGUUGGACACUUGCUCAGCUGUCGUCUUGAAAGUGAAAUCAAACACAUAUAUUCAUAAAUAUUAUAAAUCCCUCUCAGCUAUGAGCAAACGAAAAGCGCCACAAGAAUCUCUGAACGAAGGGAUCACAGAUUUCCUCACAGAGUUAGCCAAUUAUGAGAGAAAUGUCAACAGAGCCAUCCAUAAAUACAAUGCUUACAGAAAAGCAGCGUCUGUGAUCUCCAAAUAUCCACAGAAGAUCAAAAAUGGAACGGAAGCAAAGAAACUGGAUGGAGUUGGUGCAAAGAUAGCAGAGAAAAUUGAUGAGUUUUUAACAACAGGAAAACUGCGUAAGCUGGAAAAGAUUCGUAAUGACGACACAAGCUCCUCCAUCAACUUCUUAACCAGAGUGACUGGAAUCGGUCCUGCUGCAGCCAGGAAGUUUUUUGACGAGGGCGUCAGGAACCUGGAAGAUCUGAAGAAGAUCGAACACAAACUCAACCACCAUCAGCAGAUCGGCUUAAAGUACUUUGAUGAAUUUGAGAAGAGAAUCCCUCGUACAGAAAUGCAAAAAAUGGAGACUCUGAUCCUCAAAGAACUGGAAGUGGUGGACCCCGUGUACAUCGGCACGAUCUGCGGCAGCUACAGAAGAGGAGCCGAGUCGAGUGGUGAUAUUGAUAUUCUGCUGACCCAUCCGGACUUCACCUCUCAGUCUGAGAAACAGCCGAAGCUUCUUCACGCCGUCGUGGAUCAUCUGGAGUCCAUCGGCUUCAUCACCGACACGCUGUCUAAAGGAGACACUAAGUUCAUGGGUGUGUGUCGGCUGCAGAGAGAAGACGAGGAUGAGGAAGAACGUUUUCACCGCCGUAUUGACAUCAGGCUCAUUCCUAAAGAUCAGUAUUACUGCGGCGUGCUGUACUUCACCGGCAGUGACAUAUUCAACAAGAACAUGAGGACUCACGCGCUGGAGAAGGGCUUCACGCUCAACGAGUACACCAUCCGCCCAGUGGGCGUCACUGGUGUGGCUGGAGAGCCUCUGCUGGUGGACAGUGAGAAGGACAUCUUUGACUACAUCCAGUGGAAAUACAAGGAACCAAAGGAACGCAGCGAGUGAAACCCUGAGAGACAAAACUGCAAACUCAAAAACUGUGUGUGUGUGUGUGUGUGUGUGUGUGUGUGUUCAACUAUUCUCUACUAGUGUAUUUUAAUAGUAGAAGAGACAUUUAGGGAAAGGUGUGUGUGUUUGUUUGAAGGUCACAAAUCUGCUAUUUCUCAGUAGUCUGGUGCUUUUUUUAAUGUAUAUUUUGUUUUAAAUGCAGGUCAUAAAUUUGUUUGAGUGAACUGAGAAAUGACAUUAAUGCUGUGACAAUAGCUAUUAGAUUGUCAUCCUCUCAAAAACACGUCUUUAUUUCAAAAUACU
This is a messenger RNA of Pimephales promelas (fathead minnow), 1471 nucleotides long. RefSeq names its product polymerase (DNA directed), beta (gene polb). Gene Ontology annotation, biological process: base-excision repair; double-strand break repair via nonhomologous end joining. Gene Ontology annotation, molecular function: DNA binding; DNA-directed DNA polymerase activity. NCBI's taxonomy places the organism in Eukaryota, Metazoa, Chordata, Actinopteri, Cypriniformes, Leuciscidae. Gene Ontology annotation, cellular component: nucleus. The record is from RefSeq and is a predicted model, not a curated record.